UGUCUCUCCUGCCCAGAGCGCGGAACGAGCUGUCUCGGAAGCCGAAGCAGCAAGAACAGAAGCCGACGCGAUCAGAGACGUCGUUGUAGGAGAGCAAGAUGAGAACGUUUCCACAACCCUCAAGGGAGAGGCUGCUGUACAGAUGGACAAUGAGAAACGACCAGCUGCUCCCAUUUCUCCACUUGAGCAAAAGCCUUCGCUUCCGGAGACGUUCACAGCUCGUUCUCUUUACCCAUUGUAUGUGCUCGCAAAGAGCCAACGUCGGCUACUGAGCAAAGUGAAAGUUGUCUUGGAACAUGCAUGCUACACAUUUGGGAAAGUGGCUAUGGCCCAUGGGAUACCAAAGCAAGGCUGGGAUAGUCCAGACUGUGUCAAGCUCAACGUGUGGGUGCGUUUGUUCAAGUCGGAGGAAAAUUUGUUCGAUGCAAGAGGAAUUGCGGCCAUUGGUAAGCCUUUGCCAGACCUACAAGUGUCGAAAUUUGUGGCGGUCUGGUCCGUUGUAGUAUACUGAUAGCUACGGUAAACAAUAACGUAGGACUAUCGGGUC
Molecule: messenger RNA, 547 nt
Organism: Macroventuria anomochaeta
Lineage: Eukaryota; Fungi; Ascomycota; Dothideomycetes; Pleosporales; Didymellaceae
Exons: 2
Coding region: 143-511 (122 amino acids)
Source: RefSeq, a predicted model, not a curated record